AUGAAAUCGGAUGAUAAUAUUAAGAAACUCACCGAAAUGGGGUUUAGUGAGGAGCAAGCAGUUAAUGCAUUAAACAUCACUAAAAAUGAUGUGGAAUCGGCAAUUGCUUAUCUUUUCGAAGAUCCUAUUGAAAUUGAUACCCCAAGCACUAACGAUCAAUUAGUACCAUAUAAUGAUAGUGUAAAUGUACUGAAUCCUAACGAUAUUCCAGAUCUUUCACUGUAUCAGUCAGUGCCUCAGGCGUAUGGAUCUGUAUCAGAAAACGUGCAAUAUGAUGAAGAAAGAACGGAAGAACAACACGAGGAUAUAGACUUUGAACAUUAUGAAUAUUUUGAAAAACCAGUAGAAACGUGCAUAUUAGAUAACAUUGAAAGUAUACAGAGAGACGAUGAACCACCAGUUAUUUUGAAUAAAAGAUCGGGAUUUUUGGAAAACUAUUAUAUCCCAAUAAUUACGAUAUUAGCGCAAUUAGGUGAAGUUAAAUCAGCAUUUUUAAAACCUCUUGAAUAUGACUUAGAGUAUGAUAGUAAUUGGGCGGUUGGUAAACCUCAGAAUAUUAGUAUUCCUUCUAACUUGGAUGAGCUGAAGGAAUCGUCGUACAAAUUUUUUAUUGAAUUACAGAAAGUUAUUGGUUUCUUAGAGGGCCAAAGUGAAAGAUCUUUUAUAAGUGGUGAUAAUUUGAUUGCUAAUUUACCUAAUGACAUGAAGAAACGAUUAGUGAACAACAGAAUUGAAACUGUAGAUGAAUUAUUACCUAAGUUGUAUGAAAGCUUGAAAAAUAAUUAUGAUACUAUGUUUGGAAACGAUGUCGUUGUUGACAGAUUAUUUAAAUCAAGUGUAGAAAGUGUCAAUGAAGAAUUAAUCAAUAAUAUUUUUACAUUUGAUGUUGAUGUUGAAUAUAGACAUAAAUCGCUCUAUGAAAGUUUUAAUGAAUUAUUCUGGGGUACCGAAUUGGAAAUGCUUGGAAACGUUAGAUUGAUUGACACAUCGAAAAUAUUAACAAUUCAAUUGGUCGGAGAUGAGGACUCGUAUGCUGAUACUAAUUUCCAAGUAGACGAAAUCUUUUAUCCAGAAUUAUAUAGUUCAGAAUACUAUCCAAUUGUCAGUGAGAUGAACAACAAAAGGAAUGAAAUAAUUAAACAAAGAAUGAAGAUUAGUAAUGAAAUCAUGCAGCUCAAUUCCUUCGAAGGGAAAAAAGUUAAAGGAUUUUUGCAGACAACAAUCGAAUAUUUAAAGGGCCAAAAUAGCGAUGUUCGUGAUUUACAAGAAUUAAGCGAUCAAAUUGGUAACCAAAAAGUUAAGUUAAGUGAUAACUUGGAUGGCUUGAAUGAGCUGUAUUCAAAGUUAGAUGUCAGAAACUAUGAGAAUGUAUUAGAGAAAAUUCGUAGCAAAAAUAUCAAGCCUCCUACCAAAUAUACUUUAAUUGGUAUAGUACUAUCUGAUACUGAGUAUUAUUACAAAUACAAGGGAACCAGCUGCUGGAUAUAUCAGAAAGGUAUUUAUUCUUCAAACAACAUUAUUACCGAUUACGAAAUUGAUGAGCUUGAUUUUGCGACUAUUCAGCAAGAUAUCUUACAGUAUACCUCAGUUGGAGCCAAACCUAUGCUGUUAAUAUAUGCUGCAGUUGAUAUUCUUGACAGAAGCUUUAAUCUCGACAACAACAAACUAAACGCCUUUUUUAAGGCAGACAAUUCCAAAUACAGCAGUCAAUUAUCCGAAGCUGAAGAUUCAAGAAAGGACAAUGAUAUGGAUAUUCGCGAAGAUCUGAACCAAGACACAGGUGACUUGAGUAAACUGAACAGCCCAGAUCAAGAAGCAAACCAAAAUCCCAGUGAGGAUGCAUUGAUUGACUUAUAG
Molecule: messenger RNA, 1857 nt
Organism: Debaryomyces fabryi
Lineage: Eukaryota; Fungi; Ascomycota; Pichiomycetes; Serinales; Debaryomycetaceae
Exons: 1
Coding region: 1-1857 (618 amino acids)
Biological process (GO): protein deubiquitination
Cellular component (GO): cytosol; nucleus
Molecular function (GO): protein binding
Source: RefSeq, a predicted model, not a curated record